Messenger RNA from Sardina pilchardus (European sardine), 702 nucleotides. RefSeq names its product gamma-crystallin M2-like. Gene Ontology annotation, biological process: lens development in camera-type eye; visual perception. The record is from RefSeq and is a predicted model, not a curated record. Lineage: Eukaryota; Metazoa; Chordata; Actinopteri; Clupeiformes; Clupeidae. Gene Ontology annotation, molecular function: structural constituent of eye lens. The coding region runs from base 93 to 626 and encodes 177 amino acids. The transcript is spliced from 3 exons.
AAUCUGACCCGUCAAUGUCGCUGUCAAUACGGCAUACAUCAAAAGAGGGUAUAAACAUUUUGUGAUCAAAAGCACCCGGACAGGCCUAAAACAUGGAUCGACACGGAAAGAUCAUCUUCUACGAGGACAAAAAUUUUCAAGGUCGCUACUUUGAGUGCAGUAGCGAUUGCCCCGAGCUGAGCUCCCAUUUCAGCCGCUGCAACUCCGUCAGGGUAGAGAGUGGGGCGUGGGUCAUCUACGAACGACCCAACUACAUGGGCUCACAGUAUGUCCUGACGAGGGGGGAGUAUGCCGACCCCCAGCGCUGGAUGGGCUUCAACGACACCAUUAGGUCCUGUCGUCUUAUCCGAUAUACUUAUGGCAUUUACCGCCUCCGGGUUUAUGAACGUCCUGACUUCCAGGGACAGAUGAUGGAGUUUAGCGAUGAUUGUCCCUCUGUCUAUGACCGCUUUAGGCACCGUGAGAUUCACUCCUGUCACGUGAUGGAUGGGGCGUGGGUCUUCUACGAGCAUCCCAACUAUCGUGGCCGUCAGUACCUACUGGAGAAAGGCGAAUAUCGCCGGUACACGGAGUGGAAUGCAAUGUAUCCUGGUGUGGGUUCUUUCCGCCGCGUACUGGACUUUUAGACCAGUGUCCUACUAGCACCUGUGUUGAAAUAACUGUUAUGCUAUGCCAUUUAAUAAUAAAAAACUUUUGAGCUCA